Diachasmimorpha longicaudata is the source of this 5194-nucleotide messenger RNA. Its product is annotated as toll-like receptor Tollo. The transcript has a single exon. Gene Ontology annotation, cellular component: plasma membrane. Gene Ontology annotation, molecular function: protein binding. Bases 311 to 4222 code for a protein of 1303 amino acids. Gene Ontology annotation, biological process: signal transduction. Lineage: Eukaryota; Metazoa; Arthropoda; Insecta; Hymenoptera; Braconidae. The record is from RefSeq and is a predicted model, not a curated record.
UGGUAAGUCAGUCGUCCAACGUCUCUCACCGGAGGCAGUUGUGAACAAAUUUUAAUAACAACUUUUUUUUCAACACGCGCGCAACAAUCACCGUUGACUCUUAAAACCGGUAAUAAUGAUUGAGCAAGCGACAGCAACAAAGUUCGCCCCAGUUGUAAUCGAAUAUUAACAAAGAGUAAAAAGUUUGAACAAUAGUAAGUGAUAAAGUGAAAUAAUAAAAAUGACUGUGAGUGCAUGACGAAAGAGGAUAUACUGUCAGUGUAAUUUUGUUUGCCGUAACUCGCCAGAUAAUUUUGAAUAAAUAAAAGCAAUGGAGGUGCGUAUUAUAGUGUGGCUGACACUGCUGUCAAUGUCAACGGUAUUGUCACGGAGUAUAACGAGUUUGGAAGCACCUCGUGGCUGCGAAUGGAGGAAAGACUUUAAUUCGGAGAAACAGAGCUUACUCUGUAGACUGAGAACCAUAGCCAAUGCCGUUGAACUAAUUGGUAAUUUAUCGGCAAUUCAGGCGGAAUCUGUAACAUCACUGAUUCUCGAGUGCAAUGAUGCACUAUUUUUUGAAUCGCAGAUUGAAGAUCCCAGGGAUUUUUUUACACCACUGAAACAUCUACAAGAGCUGACUAUUGAACGGUGUAAAAUACGGUAUUUGCCAGCGGGUGCAUUUGCAUCGGCCCGUAAUUUACGGAGUCUCACUAUAAGAACCCACAACAAUGACUGGUCUGGUAUGUCAAUGGAGAUCAAUCGCGAUGCACUCAGGGGGCUCGAUAGACUACGCAAUCUGGAUCUUGGUGAUAAUAAUGUGUGGUCAUUGCCGACGGAACUGUUGUGCGCUGUGCCAGAUCUAGUGAGUUUGAAUCUAACGCGCAACAAGUUACAGGAUGUUUUGUCACUCGAUUUUUCCCAACCAUUGUCAGUGUGUACACCUAAACUCGAAGUACUUGAACUUAGUGAUAAUGAUUUGAAUUCACUGUCCAACAGUUCAUUCAGAGGCCUUGGAAAAUUGAAGAGUCUCAUGUUACAGGACAAUGACAUAGGAUACAUUGCCGAUCAUGCGUUAGCUGGAUUAUCGGAUUUAACGAGAUUAAAUUUAUCGAAUAAUAAACUUGUUGCACUGCCCCCGGAUUUAUUCUCGGAUACACGUGAAUUACGUGAACUCUUGCUGAGUAAUAAUUUACUGGAUGUACUUGGGCCCGGAUUGCUGGAUAAUUUGGAUAAACUCCAGUCACUGGAUCUCAGUAAAAAUAAUUUAACGAGUUAUUGGGUGAAUCGUGAUACAUUUUCUCGACUUGUGAGACUCGUAAUUCUGGAUUUGUCGUCCAAUAAUCUCACUAAAAUAAGCAACAACGUGUUUAAGGGACUUUCUAGCCUUCAAAUAUUGUCCGUGGAGCACAAUAAGAUCGACACACUGGGUGAUGGUUGCUUCAGUUCACUCAGGAAUUUACAUUCUUUGACUCUCUCGCACAAUCGAAUUUCACGUUUUGAGCCCGGUCACACGGUGGGUCUUGGCUCCCUCAUACAGUUCUUCUUGGAUGGUAAUAAGCUCCACAAUGUGCAUCGUCAUGCCUUUGUUAAUGCCACAAGCUUACAAGAGCUCUCCAUGAGCGGAAAUUCAUUUACCGAUGUGCCGGAGGCGAUACGUGAACUGCGCGUUUUAAAAACCCUCGAUCUUGGCAACAACAGAAUAUCGAAAAUCACUAGGGAGUCAUUUGCUGGUCUUGAUGAACUGUACGGACUACGUCUUGUUGAUAAUAAACUUGAGAAUGUCACCAGAGAGGCAUUUUCAAGUUUACCGGAGCUACAAGUACUGAAUCUCGCCAGCAAUUCAAUAAGACACGUUGAACAAAGUGCAUUCUCGAGUAAUCCAAAAUUACGUGCCAUAAGACUCGAUGAUAAUCAGUUGACUGAGAUACGUGGGGCAUUCACAAGUCUCAGUACUCUUCAGUUGCUCAAUGUUUCGGAUAAUAAAUUACUGUGGUUCGACUACAGUCAUUUACCACCGAGUCUCGAGUGGCUGGACAUACACAACAAUCAGAUCAGUGAAUUGGGAAAUUUUUACAUGGUCCAGGGAAAUCUUCGGAUCAAAAUGCUGGACGCUAGUUACAAUCUCAUCACUGAAGUAUCUGAUUCAAGUAUACCCGAUGGCAUUGAAACACUCCGACUUAAUAACAAUAGAAUACGUAGUGUUUCACCGGGUACAUUUUUGCGAAAAACCAGUCUUGAGAAGGUUAUUCUCUAUGGUAAUGAGAUCAAGCACAUUGAUAUUGCAGCAUUGGCUAUUCAGGAGGUGCCUGUUGAGCGUAAUUUGCCAGAAUUUCACAUUGGUGAUAAUCCAUUUUUGUGUGAUUGCUCGAUGGAGUGGUUACCCAAGAUCAAUGAGCAACCACGACCUCGAGAAUAUCCGAGGGUUAUGGAUCUUGAUGCUGUAACGUGUGACAUGGUACACAUAAGGGCAACACCAAAACGUCCACUAUUAUCAUUGAGAGCUAAGGACUUUCUCUGUCGUUACGAGGCACACUGUUUUGCACUGUGUCAUUGUUGUGAUUUUGAUGCUUGUGAUUGUGAAAUGACAUGUCCUGAUAAUUGCUCGUGCUAUCAUGACCACAGUUGGUCGAGUAAUGUCGUUGAUUGCUCCAAUGGUGGUUAUAAAAAUGUGCCAGAGAGAAUUCCCAUGGAUGCUACAGAAAUAUAUCUUGAUGGAAAUGAUCUUGGGGAUUUGGGUAGUCACGUUUUUAUUGGAAAACGACGACUCGAGGUAUUGUAUUUGAAUAACAGUGCCAUUUCCGCUCUCCAUAAUCGAACAUUCAAUGGUGCACCAGCAUUACGUGUUUUACAUCUUGAGGGUAAUGCCCUACGAGAACUUCGUGGAUUUGAGUUCGAUCAACUGGAAACACUAUCUGAACUGUAUCUGGAUCACAAUGCUAUUGCUGAAGUUGGCAAUACGACUUUUAAUAAAAUGAAGAGUCUGGAAGUGUUGAGAUUGGAUAGCAAUAGAAUUGUCGAUUUCCGUCCAUGGGAAGCAUUGGCUGGUACUGGGGCUGGUGCUAGAGUUGCACUUGAGGGUAAUGCGUGGAACUGUGAUUGCAGUAAUACAGCUAAAUUGCGAUCUUGGCUGGGACAGCACGAUGGUGAUGCUGAGAAAAUGUAUUGCCGAGAUGGAACUGAAACACUUGCCCAGGCACUACGCCGCUGUGGUGAUCCAUCGACCGAGGCUGUCUCCAGAGGUAUACCAGAUACAAAUCUCACGGGUGGUAACUUUGUACCACUACUGGCUGGUGCACUUGUUGUGGUCAUUGUCAUUUGCCUGGUGGUUGCACUUGCUUUUGCAUUCAGGCAAGAUGUACGUCUGUGGAUGCACUCAAAGUACGGCCUCAGACUUGGUAAAGUUGUAAAUCCACCAGAUGAAGAGCGUGACAGACUCUACGAUGGCUAUAUCAUCUACAAUGAGAGAGAUCAGGACUUUGUCUCAGGAUGUUUGUCAGCUGAAUUGGAGCAAUCGGGCUUGAGUUUGUGCCUUCAUUAUCGUGAUUUACCACCAUCGAGAUAUCAGGAGGCAUUACCACCAGCUGCAGCAGCAGCGAGGCGCAUUGUGUUGAUAUUUUCACCGGUAUUUUUCGCCAAUGAGUGGCAGCAUCCGGAAUUUCGUGCUGCCCUUCGUUGUGUCCUUGAUACUAUUAGACCGAGCUCAAGGAGGCGCAGGGUUGUCAUUCUUAUGGCAACCGAAGCACCACGUAAUCAGGAUACCGAGCUUCAACUACUGCUUCAAACCUGCGAGGUCAUCACAUGGAGUGACAAGCGUUUCUGGGAAAAACUGAGAUUCGCUAUGCCAGAUCCAGCGGACAAAAGGCGAGAUGGAAAGAAGAUCAAUGGUGACAGAUGUGGUGUGAGGGUACCGGCGCGUUACACAGCCGCACCCUCAGCACCAGCGGACCUAUGGGCCAAACCAAAUGGACUUUUGGUCGCUCCGGUUCAUCAUGCACCCACGCCAACCCCCACGCAGUCAACCUACGUUAGUUCCGCAUCAAGCAGAACUGAGGACGAGGACAGCGGUGCUGAGCAUCAACAUCACGGUGGCUACAGUGCCCUUCACACUGCCAAUGGUAGACCAGCAAGUCUUUCAUCACGUGGUAGCCAUCUUUACAGUACGAUACCAGAACCACCAUUGUCACAGGGGCAUAUUGGUGGUGUUGGUGGUAUGCCUGUUAAUCCUCGUACUUAUUUCGUGUAGCUUACAUCCGUGUAUUUAAAGAUAUAUCGUAAAAUGUCGCCCAGAUUGCUUUCAUCAAAUUUUAUCCCUUCUCGUUUCUUCACUAAAACUCCCACGUGUUUGUACAUAAGACAUUUUUUUUUUCGUUUAAAUAUGUAAGGAUGGAAGAUGAAAAUUUAUUGUGAGGAAGUGCGGAGGGAGAGUUCUCUGGACGUUUCGUGUGAACCCUAUUUUUCUAGGGUUACUCUGACUAAGACUGGAUAUGAAUGGAAUGCGAGGAGUUGUGUAUGGUAAUUGAAUUGCAGUGAGAAGCGUGUAAUUAUUGGCUGUCAGGCGAGGGACAGACGUGAGUUACGAACUCGAUGACGGUUAAGUCCGUGCAUAAAGACUUAUAGCAAACAUUGAUAAUUUUUAUAUUGAUUUCUAUGUCUCUCUUUAUUUAUCUUAAAAUACCACCAGUAGUUCCUUGAACUUGUUCGCAUUAAACAUUUUCCAUGUUGAUUUUUAUAUUGUUCGGUAUGGGAAAUAGAAAAAAAAAUGUAAACAAGACUCACGUAAUUUGAGGCAAAACUAGCGUCACGUUACCUCAUUCUGUCCAAUUGCCGACUGUGGCUUUUCUCGUGUCUGAGAAGCCACCCAACGCUUAUUAGUCCAUAAGUAAAGAAACCUCUGUAAAUAAUGUAUCUACUUUUGUAUAUAGAACGAGAAAGAAAAACAAUACAACGGGUUUGUUUGAGACAAAUCUCCAAGGGCCCAUCCUAUAAAUGUUCGUAUUAAUUAUUUCUUAGAAAUGAAAACUGUGAAAAAAAAAUCCAAGAUAAAAAACAAAAACUUAAACUUGUAUUCUAUUGUUGUAAAUAGUGUUUCACGCGACGCAUUUUAUUCACCUGUUAUACUAAAUUAAUUCAUGAUCGAGAGAGAAGAACCACUGAACGAAUUUUUUUUCUAAUAAAAUGAGAAGAAAAAAGACUACGAAUUAUUGAAAAUGGAAAA